AUGUCAUCAACAUCAAUGUAUGUUCCAACAUUUGAAAUCAAUCAAAAUCAAAUGGAAAAUCUUAUUCAUUUUAUAUAUGAGAAGGAACAAAUAUUAAAAGAAUAUGGUGCAAUUAAAAUUACAUUAAACCAAAACUGUAAAUUAGCUUUAAAAAAACGAAAAAAGAUACCUUCAAGUUGUGAAAUAAAUAAACAAAUUGUAAAGAUGACCGAAAAUAAUCUUAUCUAUUCCGUAAAAACAGUCGAUCAAAUAAAUGAACAUGAUAUAAAACAAAAUUAUUUAAUAAAAAAUGAAAAUGAUUUUUGGUCAUCAUUAUCUUCUUUGAAGUCUAAUAAUGAACAAAGACAAUUAAAUAUAUCAUUUUCACCAAAUAAUAGUUUCUUUCUUCAAAAAACAUCUCGCCAAUAUUUUGAUAUUCAUCGUUUACCUAGAGAAUCAAUUUUGAAAAUAGCUGGAAAAGAUGUUUUAAAUAAAUUUGUUCCAUGUAUUAAAAGAGCUCAUGGAUCUUCUUCGAUUUUUCCAUUAACUUCUGCUGAUCAACAUUUAUUUUCAAUCGAUUAUCAUCAUGAAGGUGGAAAUCACCAUUGGUAUGUUAUACCUAAUUCACAACGAGAUUUUUUUAAAAAGAUUCUUGAUAAACAAAAUUUAUCUAUUGGAUGUCUUGACCAUGGGCAAAUACUUGUUGAUCCUUUGCUAUUAGAUAAAAAUCAAAUUCGUUAUCAUAAAAUAAUUCAACAUUCAAAUGAAUUUGUUGUUUUAUCAUCUGGAACUCUUGCACAAUCUUUUACGGAAGAUUCGAGUUGGUCUGAAUUUAUUAAUUUUGCUUUACCGAGUUGGAUACAAGAUAGUCAUGCAUAUAAUUCACGUUCAUUAUGUCAAUGUCAAAUUUCAGAUCAAUCUUAUUUAUCAAAAUUAAUUGAUUUGAAUUUAUAUCCAAGUGUUCUUGUACAAAAAUAUAUAAAUUCAUCAGAAAAUUCUAUAAAUAGUGGUACAUCAAUAUUAUUAAGAGAUGAAACUGAUGUAGAUAUAUUUACAAUGCCAACAGCAAACAACAGUUCAACUAAUUCCAUAAAUGGUAUUUCAUUUUUAAAAUAA
Adineta steineri is the source of this 1095-nucleotide messenger RNA. Lineage: Eukaryota; Metazoa; Rotifera; Eurotatoria; Adinetida; Adinetidae. The record is from the annotation of a GenBank genome assembly.